Molecule: messenger RNA, 3194 nt
Organism: Anopheles stephensi (Asian malaria mosquito)
Lineage: Eukaryota; Metazoa; Arthropoda; Insecta; Diptera; Culicidae
Gene: Rab3GAP1
Product: rab3 GTPase-activating protein catalytic subunit
Exons: 4
Coding region: 186-3029 (947 amino acids)
Biological process (GO): positive regulation of GTPase activity
Molecular function (GO): GTPase activator activity
Source: RefSeq, a predicted model, not a curated record
ACUGCUAUCGUGCAUUCGUUUGACAGUUGACAGAUAGUUGUUUACAUUUUCUGGUUUCAAUUAUUGUGCUGUGUGUUUUCCGUGACUUGCGAUAAGUGAAAGUGAUAUUUCGUGUUGUGCAUUUCCGCGUGUUUUCUCGCCCAAAUUUUCCCUAAACGUGUUGUGUACCGCAAUUCCAUAGAAGCAUGUCGGUAAUAAACGAAGAGGUCGACGAUAACGAGUUCUUCCAGCAAGACUUCACUACUGCCUCCGACUGGGAGCUAUUCAACGCUCGGCUGGAGGAAAUAUUCCAUGAAUGGAAGCUCUCGUUCGGAAAAAGCACGUUCCGGAAGCUAGGACUGCACGAGCUAGCGAACUGCACCUGGAAUGUGGCACGCGAAACGAUCAAAUUUGCGGAUGUAGAGCUGCAGGUUGUACAUUACCGUGCGGUGCUUGAACCUGAACUGGAAGGUAUAGAACCAACGGAACCUGCGACCGGAUGUCAAACGUUUGUGGAUUUGAUGUCGAUCGAGAAUGAUUACUGCAUGGCGUAUGGUGGGCAGCGAUCAGCGGAUGCUAAUGUUGAUGAGCGGAAAUUGCAUCCGCUUGCGCAGUGGUACGGAUUGCGCGAGUUUGUGAUCGUUAGUCCGUUGAAGAAAUCGAUCUCUAACGAAAGUCAGAUCCGCAUCCUGAUGAGCUCGGUGCAUAUUGCGGUUGCGGAAAGUAGUUGCGAUGUGCCUGUGUUUGUGCAGGCCAUGGACAAGGUGCAGCACGUGUAUCUGGGCGUCUGUGAGUCGGGAUCGGUGCGGAUGUUGUUCGAUAUUGUUCAUCUGCACCUAACGCCACCAACCUGCAAGUAUCUGUCCGGGCUGUUAGAGGUAUUUAAAGGGAAGAUUGGAGUAACUUACUUGGAUUGUGUCGUAGUUUCGGUUCGCUUUACGUACCAACUUACACGCUUUCUUUCCGGAAGCUAUAUCAGUGACAAGAGUGUCCCCUUUACUGAGAACUGGCCCACCAGCAUCGUUUCGCUUCCAUUCGGCGUAACAAUCGAUCCGGUUGCUGAGUUAACCGUCCACUGCACUUGGCCCCAGGUAGCAGACAACGUCGUGGUCGACUCACAAACUUAUUCCGACUUUGAUCCUCUAACAGCACCGUUUUGGAGUCUUCGGGCACACUUCGAAGACACACCUGUGUGCUAUCUGACCGACUGUCUGCAGGAGUACCUGCAAAUUUCCGACUCUCAGCGUGCCCUUACCGAAUACUUCAGCGAACUCGCGUUCUCCACAAACAUGCCUCCGAUCGCGGGUGCUAAUCCGCUCGAUAUACUUACGGAAUCCAAAAUCCCACAACUUUCUUCCGUUCUCCCUGCGCGCAUUGGUACCCCAAAUACGUCACCCACUAAGCUCGAGGGCCCAAUAAACGAAGAGCUAUUGAAGGAUAUGCUUUACUAUCUGUUUCCGGACGCACAGAAGGAACCCCGGUGGCCAUACGCACCCCCCGUGUCCAGUCCGGCCGAGUUCGAUCCGAUGCGCAUUAAAUCGGCAAAUCCGGACUCGUUGGUGCAUCGGUUGGCGACAUUGCUGGCGUUGUGCAAUGCGAGCUUCGGUGGAAAACGCGCGGUUGCCCAGCUGUGGGCCGAAUUUGCACAGGAGAUGCGGUAUCGCGUGGAACGCUGCAUUCAAAUACCGGGCGUGGCCAGCGGUUUCCCGGACUCAAGAACCUGCUUGCUACACCAGAAGCUUCAGAUGCUGAACGUGUGCAUGGAACGGCGCACACUACGUGACGGUGGACUCCCGUUUGCGAUGCGCCCAGGUACCACAACAACCGCAGGAAGCGGAGGAUCGUCGGCAGGUCCAGGAGGAGCUGGCGGUGAUCAGUCGGAUGAAGAGUUCUUCGACUGUUCGGACGAUGAGCAAGAGUCGGGUGCAACGGGACGGUUGUCGCGGCUCGGCAACAUGCUGCUCGUGCACUCGGAUGAACCGUUGUAUAUUCCAGUCACGCAAGAACCCGUCCCAAAGACGGAGGACCAGUUGGAGGACGAUGCGGAGGUGAUGCUGAAACUCGGACCCGGCAGUGAGCUCUGCACGCAGAUGAUGAGUGCCUCGCUGCUGUCGGACAUGGAGAGCUUCAAGGCGGCUAACCCUGCCGGACAGCUGGAAGACUUCAUCCGGUGGUACAGUCCGCGCGAUUGGAUCGAGGAGGAACCAGUCGAUGAGCAAGAUCCAUUUGGACGGAAGGGACGUCUGAGCGCACGGAUGCUUAUUCCCGGCAACACUUGGCAGACGGUUUGGGAAGGUGCUCGUGCGGUUCCAGCUCGACGACAGAAGAGACUCUUCGAUGAUACACGCGAGGCAGAGAAAGUCCUCCACUUCCUAGAGUCGCGUACGAUCGGCCAGAUCGCUCAGCUUACUAUAGCAACACUUUUCCACGUCGGCGUUCUAACACUAACACAACAAUCCGACGCGGAACGCUCAGUAGUUCCCCAGUACGAUGAAACAAUCGACAGGAUUACAGCGGCCUGCUGUCGCUUGUCACGAGAAACCUGGACUACCGUUGCGGAACGUGGGAAGGGUCCAACACCGACGCCAAGGGUCAACUCCCAAACAAAGUACGAACAGCAACUGCUUGCCGAGAUGAUGCAGCUCGAAUGCACAGUCACACAGGCACGCAGUUUACGCCGAAAGCUCUACGCGAGCGAAAGCUCUCCGGUCGAUGAGCAAAAGCUCGCGCAACAGAAAAAGCUUAUUUGUGAUUUGCUGCAAGCACGUGAAACAAAUCUACCAGAGGGCGUCAGUAAUCCGAUUUCCGGUCGACUGUUGCUGUUGUUCGAAGAGGCACGAAGGGCCGCGAAUGAGCAGCAGGGAACAAGUAUCGAACAGCAAUCGGGUGGCAAUACCCUGCCGGAUCCAAUCGAAAAGCAAUUCACGCUGCGGCUUAGUGGACAUACCGUUAGUAAGGGUGUUGGAUCUCCGCAAUUCUUAAGAGCAAUUCUAAUGCCACAAGAGUUUCGGCUGUGUGGAGCCUUCAGCCAUAACACCACAUUCUGCUAAAAGUAUUCCGCCGAUAUUCAACCGACUUCACAAAGAUGGCAUUACAAACUGUAACCUAAUCUAAUCGCGUUCUGGGAUUAAGUAUCCAUAACAUUACAUGCGCUAUUGCAGGUAUUCCGCCUAUGAAAGACGUUCAAAUAAAACUCUACGAUAUUAAUUCCAAAA